This is a messenger RNA of Toxorhynchites rutilus septentrionalis, 863 nucleotides long. RefSeq names its product peroxynitrite isomerase THAP4-like. The record is from RefSeq and is a predicted model, not a curated record. The transcript has a single exon. Lineage: Eukaryota; Metazoa; Arthropoda; Insecta; Diptera; Culicidae. Bases 80 to 565 code for a protein of 161 amino acids.
AAAAUCCAAAUUUUCAUUUACAUUUUAGAUCACAGUCAUUUGUUUAUGUUUAAUAUCUUAUUUAACUUUAUUGAAUAAUAUGGCUAAAAUUCACGAAGCAUUGAAGCCAAUUCAAUGGCUUAUUGGUACCUGGGAAGCAAUCAGUGCUAAGGGUAGUUAUCCAACUAUUAAAGAUUUCACAUACAGUGAGACGAUUAAGUUCGAGUCUAUGGGGCAGCCUUUGUUGAACUAUGAAUCACGUUCAAAACAUCCGGUAUCCGGUGCUCCGAUGCAUCUGGAAAAUGGGUUUCUACGAAUCAAGCCAGGAACAAGUCAGUUGGCAUUCAUGAUUUCUCACAAUUUCGGACUCACGGUGCUGGAGGAAGGAUUUGCGACGGAAAAAGGAUUUGAGCUGGAAUCAAAAUCAAUCUGUCGCAUGUCUUUUUCGAAGGAGCCGUCGGUUAAAGCUCUGAAAAAAAUCUACAAAUUAAAUGAGAACGGCACAUUGGAAGUUCGGACAGAUAUGGAGACAAGUAACACAGAAAUGACGAAUCAUCUUGUAGCAAUUUAUAAAAAAUCGGAAUAAGUUGUAGUCUCGCUAUGGUAAAUAAUAGUAGCUGUAACCAUCAGCAUUACUAGUUAUGAACCACUGUGAAUUCUGUUGUGGUGCUGGAGGAGGCGAAAAACAAUUAUUGUUUGUAUCCAUGGGAAGGAAGGGAUCCGUGGGAGAUUGGGAUGAUACGGAAGCUGGUAAACUGUUAGAAGAUACAUGAUAGUAGCAUUCCUGACUGUGUGGCGGAGGCGUUGUAGGAUACUGCAGAACUCGUUGAAGGUGCCGGAUGUACUGAAUUGCUAAUCUGAAAAUAAAACAAAGUGGAACUAUU